AUGACUCCUGGCCCAACGCUGGUCGGACAGCUUGGAUUGCAGUUCAAAAUCGCCCAGGGAAAGUCGAGAUGCAGCGGUCAGGUUCAAACCACAAAUCUUCCGAAUACUGACGGGUCAUCCUUGAACCGUUCCAGGUCGACGUCCAGACUGCUGGAGCUACUAGAACUAUCGCUGUCCCAAAAGCCUUCACUGUCACUGUCAUCUUCAUCACCUUCCUCGUCGAAUUCCUCCGAGUCCGAAUCGGAUCCCGCGGGUUUCUUAGUUACCUUCUUUUCGACCGCAGCUGAUGAUGCCGUCGCUGAGCCCUAUAAAGUUUACCAAGUUGACAGAAGUUGGCGGUACACACUUUGGACUCGCAAUUCAGCAGAUCACUAUGCAGGAGGCAAAUUCAAAAUACGGGUUCUCAUCUAUCAGAUGCAGCCAGUGAAAUGUGACUUACGUCUUCAGUAA
This is a messenger RNA of Opisthorchis viverrini, 450 nucleotides long. RefSeq lists its product as hypothetical. The coding region runs from base 1 to 450 and encodes 149 amino acids. The transcript has 4 exons. The record is from RefSeq and is a predicted model, not a curated record. Lineage: Eukaryota; Metazoa; Platyhelminthes; Trematoda; Opisthorchiida; Opisthorchiidae.